GGCCCUGUGGAUGCCUGGAUCUGAGCGCCGUCGCUGGGAGCCAUCGGCAGCCAUCAGCGACCAUCAGCAACCAUCAGCGACCUGAGAUGGCAGAGGCAGCAGAGGAGGAGGAGGAGGACUUCAUGUCCGACAAGUUCAUUGAGCGCAUUCUCGUCUCCGAGAGCGCCGACCGCCGCAAGUCCAGCCAAAGGUCAUACACACAGAUACGCAAGGCCAAAGAAGCCAAGCAGCGGGUCGCUGAACGAGCAUCAUCCCAGAAGCACCAAGAUCAAGAGCGCCAGCGCCAGAUAUCGCUCAGCACAGCGAUCGACGAGAGCAACAAAGGCUUCCAGCUGUUGGCCAAGAUGGGCUACAGGAAGGGAGAAGGCCUUGGCAAGAGCCCUGAUGCGUCCAUCACCGAGCCGAUCAAAGUGGAUAUCAAAGCCAAUCGAGAGGGGCUCGGCCUUUCGACGCUGAAACGAGAGCGCGAGAAGGAGCUGGUCGAGCUGGGCGUCCAGGCAAGCAAGAGGUUGCAUCAUGACUUUGAAAGCACCCAGCGGCAGCGGUUUGCCGAGCAGCAGCUCGCCCGGGAUUUGCACAAAUCCAGGCGGUGCUGCGAGCAGCUUGACCUCGACAGCGGCAUCGAGCACAGCGAUUACUGGAUUGCCCAAAGCUCUGGAGACCGGGAUGACGACGACACCGCAGCGGAGCAUGUGCCGUCGCCGUUUGAGCAGCUCGAGCCGGCCGAGCAGCUCCGAAUCGUCACCAGGCAUUUACGCGAACAGCAUCGCUACUGCAUCUGGUGCGGAAUAAAAUUCGGCGACGAAGGUGACAUGGCUCAAAACUGCCCUGGCGACUGCCGCGCUGUACACGACGACACAUGAGCGACUCGCUGCAAAGUGUUUUCCCAGAAUACAUGGCUCGCGGCAUCGAUCAGUCCAGUCCAGCAAUUCACGGGUCCGAGAUGUGGCAGAGAGGUCAUUGUGGCGAGGGUGU
Messenger RNA from Polychytrium aggregatum, 975 nucleotides. RefSeq lists its product as uncharacterized. The transcript is spliced from 5 exons. Bases 87 to 863 code for a protein of 258 amino acids. NCBI's taxonomy places the organism in Eukaryota, Fungi, Chytridiomycota, Chytridiomycetes, Polychytriales. The record is from RefSeq and is a predicted model, not a curated record. Gene Ontology annotation, molecular function: nucleic acid binding. Gene Ontology annotation, cellular component: kinetochore.